Messenger RNA from Ramularia collo-cygni, 291 nucleotides. RefSeq lists its product as uncharacterized. The coding region runs from base 1 to 291 and encodes 96 amino acids. The record is from RefSeq and is a predicted model, not a curated record. NCBI's taxonomy places the organism in Eukaryota, Fungi, Ascomycota, Dothideomycetes, Mycosphaerellales, Mycosphaerellaceae. The transcript has 4 exons.
AUGGUAUUCAGCACGUCUCGGCGGCUUCUGACCCGCCAUGGCUCUUGUACCUUGUACCUCAUGCGAUUCAACAUGGGCAGGUACAAGUCAAUGCGUCCACUCCGGCAACGAGCCACACCUCUGAUUCCUACUACGAUUCGAAUCAUCGCCGUCGUGUCGUUGCAGACACUUGCCACUGGCAGCAACGUGAAUGACACGCAUACCGGCACAUGGCUGCAGUCCGAUACAUGCCACUUCUUCAUCCUUUCGUGGUUUCCACGAUUGUUUCGUCAUCAAUACGUGCGCACGUAG